GCUUGUUUAAAAAAUGUUGGACCCGGACCCAACCCGGAGGGUGUGGGUGUGCAUGUCAGUAAAGGAAAGAUCUAUAAUUACACCCACCCACACCCUUUUCCUAUUUUAUUUGUUCUAUGUUCUUCAUAUAUUUAUAGAUCCAUACUACCACCUUUCGAAAUUCAGAUAAAACUGCAGUAAAAUUAGCUAUAUAUUUAAAAUUAAUUGGUGAAUUUUCAGGAAUCUUAAAUUCUGCACGAAUUUCUAAUCAUCUCAUUCUUUUCUUAAUUUUACCAAUUUUUAAGUCUUUAAAAAUUAUAUUGAAUUUGUCAACAAAAACAUCGUAGCUUAAGGCUAAGUGAAAUUGGGGAGCAAAUGUCAUCAGGGAGCAAGUAUCCAGGGAGCAAUUGACAUAGGAGAGCAAGUGUCCGGGGAGCAAUUGUCCUUGGGGAGCAAAUGUCCUUGGGGAGCAAAUGUCAUGAGAGCAAAUGUCGCGGGAACAAUUGUCGCCGGAGAGCAAUUGUCCGGGGAGCAAUUGUCGCGGGAGCAAUUGUCUGGGGAGCAUCAUUCAUGGAUUCAACAAUAUCAUAUACAUCGUAAAACAAAAAUUCCAAGUAGAUUUAAUGAUUGUUUUAUUAAUUCAACAGUUGGACAACGUGAAACAUUAUCUACAUCAACAGAUUUUAUGAAUCAAAUUUAUUUUCCUUUAAUUGAUUCUAUGUUAGUUAUAUUAAAUGAUAGAUUUUCAUUAAAAACAUUGUCAUUUAUGAACAGUAUUGCUACAGUUUAUCCCGAGAGUAAAAACUUUUUAAGUAUCAAUGAUGUUGAUGAAUUUAGUCGCCAUAUUGAUGUUGAUUCAAACGCUUUAAAAAAUGAAUUUAUUGUUAUAAAAACUAUGCUCAUGUCUAAAACAAUCAAUAAUGUUAUUCAGUUCUUGAAUGAAUUAAUUCCAUUCUCAACUGCAUUUCCACAAACAUUACGGAUGAUCAAAAGUGCAAUUACAAUGCCAAUUUCACAAGUCGCUUGUGAAAGAUCGUUCUCGAAGAUGAAGAUAAUCAAGAACUAUCUCCGCAAUUCAAUGUCUGAUAAACGCUUAAGUGACUUGACAGUCGUGGCUGUUGAACGUAAUAUUGCUAUAGAUUAUGAACGAAUAAUAGAUAAGCUUGCACGAAAUCAUAAGAAUAGCAGAAUUUUAUUGUAUUAA
Molecule: messenger RNA, 1183 nt
Organism: Rotaria sp. Silwood1
Lineage: Eukaryota; Metazoa; Rotifera; Eurotatoria; Philodinida; Philodinidae
Source: the annotation of a GenBank genome assembly